Messenger RNA from Cadophora gregata, 549 nucleotides. RefSeq lists its product as uncharacterized. Lineage: Eukaryota; Fungi; Ascomycota; Leotiomycetes; Helotiales; Ploettnerulaceae. The transcript has a single exon. The coding region runs from base 1 to 549 and encodes 182 amino acids. The record is from RefSeq and is a predicted model, not a curated record.
AUGGAGUCCUACACAACGAUCCUAGUCGUUCUCCUCAUCCUAUUCGUCUUCAUCAUCUCUUGGGUUUUCUUCGGGAAGGUCGUCGUCCUGAAAUUCGUAAGUAGCCCCCGCGGCGCUCCAAUCUUCGUCUCUGGUAUCUACAAAUCUAACAAUAUUUUCAGGCUGAGUACAUGUGCGGUCCCAACAACUGCCUUUCCUUAUGGAUUGGUCCCUCUCACAGCGGCCCUUCCUCAUCCAGCGCCGUCUAACAUCUCCCUCAUCUCUAGGGCCAAUAGUCAAGAUGCGUACGAAGCCCAAGCUGCCGCUGCCGUUGAACGCGCUCAAAAGCGUGCCGAAACUUUAGCCGCCAAAGAAGAAGCCGCCCGCAAAGCUGAGGAGGAAAAGGCUCUGCAGGAAGCUGCUGCUAUCUGCCCCAACUGCAAAGUAAACCAUGGUUCCCCGUCUGCCGUUUCCGACGUCACCGAUUACAUGGACUGCUGCGAGCGUCAUAAGCAGGCCAAACCUCACAAGACCGUUUUCAGCGUGGCGAGUACCGAGUCUACCGUAUGA